Molecule: messenger RNA, 693 nt
Organism: Naegleria lovaniensis
Lineage: Eukaryota; Heterolobosea; Eutetramitea; Acrasida; Naegleriidae
Exons: 4
Coding region: 1-693 (230 amino acids)
Source: RefSeq, a predicted model, not a curated record
AUGUGGAACGAAGCAAAAAGGUUCGUCGCUGAUCACAAGGUAUUCUUGUUAUCCGCUGGUGCUGCAGGAAUUGUUGCUUCAGCUGUAGCAGCCUAUUUCUUGAUCCCCAAAUUUCACAGAAAUUCAAAAACAUCAAAUCAACCAAAUUCCACAUCAAACGCUUCAAAACCAUCAUUACCAACAAAUGAUCCUUUAAAACCUUCGUCGAAUGAAGUAAUACCACCACACGAAAAAACACCCGAGAAGGUUCUGAACUUUAUCGAAGGAUUUACAAUUGGCAUUGGUGGAGAUGCUGCUCAAGAUCCCAACGGAGCAUGUGAACGAUCCAUCCACUUAACCUUAGACGAAUUCGAAGAAGCGUUUUCCGAGCUUCAAACUGGUUUUUCUAAUGUGGAUGUUACAAGCAUCGAGAAAGGUCUUCAAUCUCUUGGAAACGGAAUUUCCCAACUGGCACAAGUCAUGCAAAAUUGUUACGUGAAAGAAACUGUAGAUCGAAUGAAAGAAAUUGCACAAUCAUUACAAUCUCCCAAAGGUAUUCUUAAAAUUACCUCUCACGAAUUGGUCAAUGUUUUACAUCAUGGAUUUGAUUUGGCUCAUGAUUUAAAGAGUGCUUCGGAGAGUUUUCAUUCUAAGGAUUACAAACAAGCGGGAUUAGAGCUUGGAAAAAUUGUAUCCAUCUUGUUAAAGCAAUAA